This is a messenger RNA of Coccinella septempunctata (seven-spotted ladybird), 2175 nucleotides long. RefSeq names its product trichohyalin. The coding region runs from base 1 to 2169 and encodes 722 amino acids. Gene Ontology annotation, molecular function: microtubule binding. Lineage: Eukaryota; Metazoa; Arthropoda; Insecta; Coleoptera; Coccinellidae. The record is from RefSeq and is a predicted model, not a curated record. Gene Ontology annotation, cellular component: cilium; microtubule. Gene Ontology annotation, biological process: cilium assembly. The transcript has 6 exons.
AUGUAUAAGGUGGUUGUUAGUGUUAUCGCCGUUUUGAAGUGUGGACGUUAUUGUUGUGCUUUCUGUACCUUGGCAUACGAUGACAAAUCUAUAUCGUUAAUAGAGAGGAAAAAGAGACAGUGGGCGCGAGAAAAAGACGAACUGGAUAACCUUUGGGCGCCUUGGGAAAACAGAACGUCCAAUCAGUGGCCACUUUCCUCAAGAGCUCAACAUACAAAAAUUGCAACCAUCGUAGGCCAAUCAUCCAAUCGUAGAGAAUCAUUUUCCUCCCAAAAUUCAUAUAAAAAAAGCAGUUUACCUCCGCUGAGUAAAACACAAACUAUAUCCAAGGAUAGAUUCGAAAGAGAAGGUGAAACUUCUGGUUAUGCAAGUGACAAUCCAGUACAGCCGGGAUAUCUUUCGCGCACAUACUCAGGCAAUCCCAGUAAUCCACAAUGUGGAUACGAAUCCUCUUCGAGUAGAGACGAUAGAUCUAGAUGGAAAAACAAAGUGAUGUCUUCUGAUUGGGAAAGCAAAGAUACUUCUAGAUCUAAUGAGAUUACCAACGAUCCUCCAAAUUGGUUGAAACGAGGCUUGGAACAAGAAGGACACAUAGAAGUUACGAAUUCUUCCCCUUCAGAAUCUCCAGAGCAAGAUUACAUCGAACAUGAUCGUCCUCUUACAGGCUCCAGUUCAGUGAGAAUUAGGACUCACAUUCGAGGACAGAAUAUUCGACUGGAUUCUGUAGAGUUGGCAGAGCGAGAAAGGAAACGGGAAAUUGCUCUUCAACAUCAACAGGCCAUUCGACAGCAACUAGAAGAAAGAGAAAGGAAAAGAUCAGAAGAACGAAGACGACGAAUUCGUGAAGAAUACGAAGAAGAAUUGAGGAUAGCAAAAGAACAGCAGUUGGAGAGGAAGCGUCUCGAGGAUGAACAGAAAUUACUUCAGAAGAAGCAUGAAAAGGAAGAGAAGAGAAAAGAAGCAAUGAAAAAAGCCAUUGAGUUAGCAGAGAAUGAGGCUAAACUUCAAAAAAUGAAACUGAAAAUGUUGAAACAACAGAAGAAUAAUGAUCCUAGUGAACUCUAUCCAAUAGAGACACCAACGAAAGAAUGUAACAGCAAUAGGGAAUCAAAAUUGGAAUGUACAAAGGAAAAAAGCAAUUUAACACCUAGGAACACAUCUCAUACAAGACCUGAUGAAAAGAAUAAGGAAAACUGGAAUAAUAUGCAACCAACGAAAAUCGAGAAUCGUACUACGGAAAUAAGUAUUAAGAAUAAUCUCGAAACAGAAAAUGGAUCGAAAGAUAUUCAGAACAAUUUGAACGACAAUAUGAAGAAUUUCUCAAGAACUACUCAACAAAAAAACGAACCUGUAACCAUAGUGAUUCCAACUAAUUUCGAAACUUUACAGAAUUUUCAAUACGCAGUACUUAUGUCGUUACCUUCUAGUAGUUCAGUACCAGUAGCGGUUCCUUUAGCAGUUGCGUCAGAAAAUACACAAUUAUAUACAGCAGCAGCCGCGCGAACUGAAAACAGAAUUCUCACACCUACUCAAUAUAGGCAAAAAAAUAAACUCAUGUGUGAUAGCAGUACGCAAACGGAGGAUUUGAGAAUAGAAAAAUUUUCUAGGGACAAAAACACGAAUAUUGACGGCAUUUAUGAAAAUAGAAGUAGGAAAGGCAGGAAUAGUAGCAGAAACGAAAACGUUUCUGACAGACCUAAGUGGGGUGCCAAUAGACCACCAACGAGAUAUUUGAAGCAAAGUGAGAAAGAUUUGGUGUACCAAAGGAAAAAAUCGAGACAGAAGAAUGAGGAAAACUUAUAUGAUGACAAGAACUCAAGUGACGAAAGUCAAAUGGGAACACCGAGGUACAGAAAGAGAAAUCACUUGGACAAAAGACAUCCUCGACCGAUGUGGAGGAAACAUAACUCUGAAGAUGUCUUCCGUAGAAAUGUCCGGAUGUAUCAAAGUGAAAUUAUUCCUAUCGAAGCUGAUAAAAACAACGUAUGCUUCGAGCACAGAUGCUGCUGUAAAUGCAGAUGCAGUGGAAAACGUAUAGUAGAGUCUAGUGUUGAUAUUCUUACUGUUAAUCAUGAAUCACCCAGGAAUACAACGGGAUCAAAUUUGAUCGACGAUCCGAAUAGAACAGGAGAUGAUCUACCGUCAUUACCAAACGAGGAAAUGGAUUAAUGGAAC